GUUUGGAUUCUUUAUUAAAACAGCUGUUGUUAAGCAGGGUGUUCAGUGUGAUUAUGCAAGUUUUGUUUUGACUUCAUUUUCGUUUAACAUAGGAAAUUAUUAACAAUUGAAAUUAAAAAUCUGUAUAAUUCAUAAAUAUAAACUUUACAAGUGUGGAACGAUUAACAAAUGGCUUUUGUAUUACGAAACUGGAUUAGUCCUAUGCGACACAGUAGAAACUGACGUUUCUUCAUUGGAAGGUGCCGACUAUUUUACAAUCGUAAACAAAUAUUUACCGCAAAAACUUAUUGAAAUAAAAUUCUCAACAUAAGAUAUGUCAGCGGGAUCAGUAGACUUAAGCUCAUACCGAGAUCAGCAUUUUAAAGGCUCACGGACUGAUCAAGAGCGUUCACUACGUGAAUCGUGUACGCUAUACGUGGGGAAUCUGUCAUUUUACACAACCGAAGAACAAAUUCAUGAAUUAUUUUCCCGCUGCGGUGAAGUGAGACGUAUAGUGAUGGGUUUAGAUAAGUACAAAAAAACACCUUGCGGAUUUUGUUUUGUUGAAUAUUAUAUGCGUACAGACGCAGAAAUGGCCAUGCGAUACGUGAACGGAACACGGCUGGAUGAUCGCCUAAUACGAGUAGAUUGGGACGCAGGUUUUAUUGAGGGGCGUCAAUAUGGUCGCGGCAAGACUGGUGGGCAAGUGCGAGAUGAAUACCGAACAGACUAUGAUGCCGGGCGAGGAGGUUAUGGCAAAUUGUUGCAGCAAAAAAUUGCCCCAAAUACCGACAAUCGUUAAUUUUAUGGUAUUUUACAUUUUACUUUAGGAUUUAUACGUAAUAUACAAUGCAAACUAAAAAUUUUA
Molecule: messenger RNA, 847 nt
Organism: Bactrocera oleae (olive fruit fly)
Lineage: Eukaryota; Metazoa; Arthropoda; Insecta; Diptera; Tephritidae
Gene: Cbp20
Product: cap binding protein 20
Biological process (GO): mRNA cis splicing, via spliceosome
Cellular component (GO): nuclear cap binding complex
Molecular function (GO): RNA cap binding
Source: RefSeq, a predicted model, not a curated record